AUGCCAUCACUAGGUCGUGAGGCUGGUGACGUGGCACUCGAGUUCGGCGAAGCGGGUCUCGGGUGGCUCAGUGCCAACGGAGCCGGCUUCGGUUGCACUCUGGUCUUCUCUCGCUUCCAGGACUCGAACCAACGACGAGCCCACCUGCGGCCCCUGUCCCCUUCUCCAAUCGUAGCCGCCAAAGAUCCCGCGACCAGGGGCCUAUUCAAGUAGACAGGGGUUUCGGCAUUUCCAUUGGCUUGGGUCCGAUGAGACAGCAGGGGUACGCAGACUGCACUUUGAGUCUAGUGAGUAACGUGAUGAAGGCUAGGUGCGAGCGCCCACAGCUUUCACACUCGUUCACAUCCGUCACGGCGGUUGUUGGAGGACGGGAAAGGUCCAGAGUUUUCACUCUCUCUUUGGCAUCAUUCGGAUCUGUCG
Colletotrichum phormii is the source of this 420-nucleotide messenger RNA. RefSeq lists its product as uncharacterized. The transcript is spliced from 2 exons. The coding region runs from base 1 to 213 and encodes 70 amino acids. The record is from RefSeq and is a predicted model, not a curated record. Lineage: Eukaryota; Fungi; Ascomycota; Sordariomycetes; Glomerellales; Glomerellaceae.